Messenger RNA from Pantherophis guttatus, 2042 nucleotides. NCBI's taxonomy places the organism in Eukaryota, Metazoa, Chordata, Lepidosauria, Squamata, Colubridae. The record is from RefSeq and is a predicted model, not a curated record.
GAAGGGUCGGGGAGGCGUGUCCUCGGGGGGAAGCCGGGCCUCUAGGCCGCGAGGUGGGUCUGAGGGAAAGGAGCGAGUCGCCUGAGGGGGUUCCAUGGCGGUGAGGCUGCUCCAGAAUGGAAGGUGGAGAAAGCAGCGCGGACCUUGUAAUUAACAAAAGAUUUGUCUCAGAAGCUGAGUUAGAAGAACGACGCAAGCGAAGACAGGAGGAAUGGGAGAAGGUUCGGAAACCUGAAGACCCCAAAGAAUGUCCUGAAGAAGUGUAUGAUCCCCGAUCUCUCUAUGAAAGGCUUCAGGAACAGAAGGACAAGAAGCAGCAGGAGUUUGAAGAACAGUUCAAAUUCAAAAAUAUGGUCAGGGGCCUGGAUGAAGAUGAGUCCAAGUUCCUCGAUGAAGUUUCUCGGCAGCAAGUCCUGAUAGAAAAGCAGCGUCACGAAGAAGACCUCAAGGAAUUGAAUGAGUACCGGAACACUUUGUCAAAAGUCGGAGCGAGCGCCGACUUGAAGAAGGAAGCGGACAAGAAACUCUCGGUAAAAUCAGAAAACAAGAGCAAAUUCUCUCAGGCCAAGCUGUUGGCAGGAGCUGUGAAACACAGAAGUUCAGAAGGUGCCAACAGUGUAAAAAGAUUGAAACUGGACCCGGAUCCUGACCACGAUAAGGUUGCAGAAAAACCAUCUUGCGUUUCCCUGGGCAGCAGUGCCAUGAGCGGCUCUGCCCUCCACUGCCCCUCGGCCGCCGUCUGCAUCGGCAUCCUGCCCGGCCUUGGGGCUUACUCAGGAAGCAGCGACUCCGAAUCCAGCUCGGACAGCGAGGGCACCAUCAAUUCGACGGGCAAAAUUGUCUCCUCCGUGUUCCGUGGCAGCAAUUUUUUCGAUGCGCCACUCUAGGCUGCUUCUUGGAGUCUCGCUCAGAACUCAUGUCCUCUUUCAUCCCAGGCGUUCCCUCAAGUUCACCCCCUUUUUUUUCCCGUUUCCUUUUUUUGGGGGGUGGGAUAACGCCAAAAUAAUGUACUGCAGUAGUUUUUCAUGGUAUUUUGGCCUCCUCUUUCCCCCUGUCUCCUCCCCCACCCCCAAAAGCCUUUCCCCAAGACUCUGCUUCGUUUGAGGGGAGUCUAGCCAGGAAGGAGAAAGUUCAGGGGUACCCAUUGAGAAUGAAACCCUGGAUCCCCUUGAAGGGCAAGGAUGAGAAGAGCCUUCAGGCUGAAAGGCGGUGGGGUGAUUGCACAUCAUUUUUGGAAUAUUCUCAGAAGAGAUCAGCGGCAGCCUCACUGCAAGGCAAAACGGUCCUUCCUCUAGCUCUUAAAGAGUCAUUGUGUGAUGUAAUUAAAGUGGGGGAAGAGGCCACACAAUCACACAGGCAGCAAGAAGUGAAUUUUGACAGGUGUCACCCAGUUUUCAUGUUGUAGUUGAUUAAAAAUUAUCCCGAAGCAUUUAAAAAAAAGGGGGGGAAAGGUCUUGGAUUUUGCCGUUCACGUUUCUCCACUUAGUCCUUCUGCCGUGUUUUGCUAUCAUCCCUUGAUCUCCUUGGUAGCCAAAAUUCCUCUUUUAACUGCGGAGUUUUAAAGUUGACGGUCAGUUCCAGAAAAUCUUGAGCUUCCAUUUAAGGCUAUCGUGAUUUUUUUUUUUUUCCUCCCCACAAGGCGACUAAGGAGCUUUUGAAGGAGUGGCUGGGUUUAGUGUGGAAGCAUUACUGCAAAAAGUAAUAUCCCUGGUAGUUACUUCACAAUGCCUAAAACGCCAGAGUAAUUUCCUAAUGGCUGGGAAUCUUGGAGGAGGCCAGUCAGCAACCGAAAUUCUCUGGAGCAGAGGUCUCCAACUUUGGCAACCGUCUGGGGAAUUCUGGGAGUUGAAGUCCUCCAGGUUUAAAGUGGCCACAGUUGGAGACCCCUGCUCUGGGCGACCUACAGUGCAUGUAGUUCCACUUUAAUGCUUUGAUUGAUGUACAAAUGAAACUUUCCUGUUCACCCAGUUGAUACUGUGAUCUCUGUUUUAUUGAAGAAAAGCUAUUAAACCCCUGGCUAUUGGACAGCCUCCCUUGAGUAA